GGCAUGUUCUCUCCAGCUCCUCAGGCACUCUCCAGCUGGGUUUGAAAAGCAGGCAAGGGAGAGGAGGAAGGAGGUGGAAACAGGCAAGUAGGUAACAUUUCUCAGUGAAGUUUGAGAGGGGCCUAUGGCCAUGAGUGAGCUGAGCAGUCAGAAGACCAGUGAUGGCACUGUUUCUCGCCUGCUCAACGUGGUGGAAAGUGAGCUUCAGGCAGGAAGGGAAAAAGGCGACCCUACGGAGAAGCAACUUCAGAUCAUCCUGGAGGAUGCACCGCUCUGGCAGAGAUUCAAGGAAGUCACGAAUGAAAUGAUCGUGACCAAGAAUGGCAGACGGAUGUUCCCUGUCCUAAAGAUUAGUGUCUCUGGGCUGGACCCCAAUGCCAUGUACUCCCUCCUGCUGGACUUUGUCCCAACGGACAGUCACCGCUGGAAGUACGUCAAUGGGGAAUGGGUGCCCGCGGGCAAGCCAGAAGUCUCCAGCCACAGCUGCGUCUACAUCCACCCCGACUCCCCCAACUUUGGGGCCCACUGGAUGAAAGCGCCCAUCUCCUUCAGCAAAGUGAAGCUGACCAACAAGCUCAAUGGAGGUGGGCAGAUAAUGUUGAAUUCUCUGCAUAAAUAUGAACCCCAGGUGCACAUAGUGCGUGUUGGAGGUGCCCACCGAAUGGUGAUGAACUGCUCCUUCCCUGAGACCCAGUUCAUAGCUGUGACUGCCUAUCAGAACGAGGAGAUCACAGCUCUCAAGAUCAAGUACAACCCUUUUGCCAAAGCCUUCUUAGAUGCCAAGGAAAGGAACCACCUAAAAGACGUUCCGGACGCUGUCGCUGAGAGCCAGCAUGUAGCCUAUUCUCACUUGGGAGGCUGGAUCUUUUCCAAUCCGGAUGGAGUGUGCACAGCAGGAAACGCCAAUUACCAGUAUGCUACUCCUUUGCCUCUGUCUGCCCCCCACACCCACCAGGGCUGUGAGCACUAUCCUGGCCUCCGAGGACACCGGCAGGCUCCUUACCCUUCUGCCUACAUGCAUAGAAACCAUUCUCCCUCAGUGAAUUUGAUAGAAAGCUCCAGCAAUAACCUGCAAGUUUUCUCCGGAGCUGACAGCUGGACGUCUUUAUCUUCCACACCCCAUGCCAGCAUCCUGUCUGUACCCCACACCAGCGGACCAAUGAAUCCAGGGCCUAGCCCCUACCCGUGCCUGUGGACCAUCAGCAACAGUAGCGGGGGCCCUGCCGGGCCGGGCCCAGAGGUGCACGCCGGCUCCCCGGGAGCGUUUCUUCUGGGUAACCCCGCUGUGACUUCGCCACUCUCCACCCAGGCGCCCACUUCUGGCGUGGAGGUUCUAGGGGAGCCCUCGCUGACCAGCAUCGCCGUGUCCACUUGGACGGCAGUGGCCUCUCAUCCCUUCUCUGGCUGGGGUGGCCCAGGUGGGGGCGGGCGCCCUUCUCCCUCCUCAUUGGACAGUUAGGCAGGAUUCUGGGGAAGGGGUCAGCAGAGAACCUUCUGUAUGUAGAGCUCUAGAAACCCCAUCUACCGAUUCCAGUGAGUCAGACUGCAGGGUCUCCCCACCCAGUGAGCUGGAGUGUGUGUGGGUUAUACCA
Messenger RNA from Ceratotherium simum simum (southern white rhinoceros), 1592 nucleotides. It is a transcript of the gene TBX19, whose product is annotated as T-box transcription factor 19. The record is from RefSeq and is a predicted model, not a curated record. NCBI's taxonomy places the organism in Eukaryota, Metazoa, Chordata, Mammalia, Perissodactyla, Rhinocerotidae. Gene Ontology annotation, biological process: positive regulation of DNA-templated transcription; heart morphogenesis; regulation of transcription by RNA polymerase II. Gene Ontology annotation, cellular component: chromatin; nucleus. Gene Ontology annotation, molecular function: RNA polymerase II cis-regulatory region sequence-specific DNA binding; DNA-binding transcription factor activity, RNA polymerase II-specific.